Symbiodinium sp. CCMP2592 is the source of this 2160-nucleotide messenger RNA. Lineage: Eukaryota; Dinophyceae; Suessiales; Symbiodiniaceae. The record is from the annotation of a GenBank genome assembly.
AUGGUGCCGUCUUUUGGAGAGUAUCCCCGGCGCUUCAACGUGCAAGAAAGCUUCGAUCGCUCUUUCCAGGAACGCGCCGGAAGCAUGGGAACUGUGAUGUUCGAAGAUGACCUGGCGAUCAGUGGUACUGUAGAAGCUGCGACUCGGGAAGAGGUCGAGCAGCGUUUGGCCAGGCUCCAGAGCCAGUCCCAGUCGCUACUUGCGUCAGCGGUAGCGGAGGCACCGUUUGCCAGGCUACAGCCGCUGCGCGGCAUUCGGAGCUCCGUUCCCGAAGAGGGGAAGAAGACCGUGCAAAAGAUCUAUGACAGACAGAAACAACGGCCGCACCGCGAGGCCUUUGAGACCGCGGCCCAGCCUAUCAUCGAGUCUCAGAUGUACACGCCAGAGAUUCUCAAAACAGAGAAUUUGACACGCUACUGCGACCGUUUGGUCGCCUUCGGCCUCCACAUGCCAGAGUUGCUAGACAGAUAUGCGGACAGAGCGGAAGAGCUGGCUGCACAGCUGCAGCCAAACCAGUUUGGGUUGAUUCUGAAUGCCUUUGCUCGGGCAUCUCAUCGGCAUGAGAAGAUGUUGAAAUCCUUCAGCAAGCGCAUGAUGCCUCGACUACCGCAGUUUGUACCUGCUGACAUCAGUCGGACUUGCGGCGCAUAUUCGAAACUGCGGGAGCAUGAUGAGGUGCUGUUCCGGCGGAUGGCCACUGAAAUGCCGCACAAGCUUCCCCUUUUUGAAGGAUUCCAGCUAGGAGUGGUUGCGAAUGCUUAUGCUCGCAUGGACAUCCGAGACGAUCUCCUUUUCGAUGAUAUCGCGGACGAGGUUCUUCGUCGACCACAUGAACUGAAUCAUGUAACCUUGCUCCUUCUGGCGAAUGCAUUUGCGCACUUCAAGAUUCGACACACUCGCUUGUGGCCGGUUCUCGCAGAGUGGUUACUGCAAGCGCAGUUGGACUUUCAGGCACAGGAUGUUGGCACAGUGCUCAAUGCACUAAGCGCCGUCGACUUUCUGGACGAGGCGCUUCUGCGAAGUCUUCUUGUAAGCCUUGCAGAGGAGCCACUUCUUUCAGAAGCCACGCCAGCAACGCUCUGUCUAGUCUUCAAUGCACUAGGUCGACUUCGACGGCCACAGUGGGGAGACGUCGAGGCGCUGCGCGCGGUGGCUGUGCUGUCGAAGCAAGUUUCAACUGGGUUGGACUCUCUUGGUCCGCCCAGCUUAAUGCAACUUCUUCACGCCUGCGCCAGAUGGAAACCCUUACGAUCCCCGGAUCUGUCAGAGGGCAUUCUGCAGAACGUCAGCCAGAGGAUCUCAGAGUUUCAAGCCCAGUCAUUGUGCCUCCUUGUGCAUUCCUGCUCUCGGCUCCAACAGAGGGAUGUGAGGUUGCUCACGCAGGUCGCCAAGGCCAUGGCGCCGCAGCUGUCUCAAUUCACACCCCAGGCUCUGGCACUAACAGCUCAUGCGUUUGCUAGGCUGGAUGUGCGAUCCGAAAUCCUUUUUUAUUUGAUGGCGGAGGAGAUCGUGCAGAAAAUGCCUCUUUUCUCUGGUCAGGGAGUGGGCUUGACGUUACAGGCCUUCGGAAAGCUGCAGAUCAAGAACCAGAAGCUCGUAAGAGCUUGCAUCAAGCAUGUGCGGGCUCUAUCGGAGGAGCUGACUGUUCAAGAGGUGGAUGCCAUAGAAGCAGGCUUGCAGCAGCUCGAAAUGCUUGAUGGUUCAACAGAUGCCCUUCUGCGCAGCUUGCGGCGAAAGCUCAUGAUGCAGGCAGCUUAUUCUCCAGAGGAUGACCCGUGGGAAGCAUCCGCCGAAAGUUUGCUGCAACGCUUGUCCGAGGACGCCGAGAUGACGGUAGUCAGAGCUGACUCCCGCGAGUCCAGCGGCGCCUUGCCGAAGCAGACAUCCGAAGAUUCGGUGGAGGAGUCUCCCGAGCGCAUCCAGUCUGAUGGUGGGCCGGCAGACCUGUGGGCCUUGUGGUCGUCACAGCCGCAUAGUGAGGCUGUCGAAGGAGCCUCUCCUGGAGACGUUGCUUCCGAGACUGCCGGGGCUGGUGCGACGCCCCGGGCGAAGCUGAAGGAGUACCUGUCAAGGCCAGCUCAGAUCGGCCGGAAGACGAUGGUAGUCGGGGAGUUGCAGCGUGGGCGCAAAAGUGGGCGCAGACAAGAUAAGGCCGUCUAG